AUGGAGAAAUUCAUAGAAGAUGCCAAAAGACUGUUUGGUACUGAUAAUUUGUAUGAACUUCUUGGAUGUGAAAGAAAGAGUACUGAAUCCGAAAUUAAAAGGGCCUUUUACAAGAGCUCUCUUAAACAUCACCCGGAUAGGCACAUAGAAACUAAGAAAGCUUUAGCAACAGAACGAUUUCAGGUAAUUUCGCACGCUUUUGCUAUCCUCUCCGACAAAGAAUCCAGGGUCUUAUAUGACGAAUCUGGUGUAAUUGGCGAUGCCUACUCUGAAAAGUCAUUCGAGGACUGGCGCGAUUACUUCAAUCACAUUUUCCCUAAAUUUACUGAACAAGAUAUUGCAGAGGCAAAGAAAAAAUUUGUCGGUAGUAAGGGGGAAAAAAUUGAAAUCGCCAAGGCUUAUGAACGUUACAAAGGUGAUAUGGACAAAAUAAUGGAGACAGUUGUGUUUGCUGAAGUUUUUGAAGAAGACCGCAUCCGGAGUAUAAUACAGGAACUGAUUGAUAAGCGAGAAGUUCAGCCAUAUGACGCAUUCAUUAAGGAACCUGCUAAAAAAAGGGCACAGCGCUUAAAACGCGCUCAAAAAGAGGCAGCUGCUUUUGAAAGAAUGUCAAAACGAAAAAAGUCUGAUGAGAGUGAAGAAGCCUCUCUGCAAUCUCUUGUGAUGUCCAUUCAGAGUAACAUAGAGAAGCGGCAAGCAAUGGCUGAUAAAUUCAUCGAUCAGCUCGCUGCUAAAUAUGGAGAGCAACAGAAAAAGAAAUGCCAUGCCCGGAAAAGGAAAACGAGCAAGUAA
Molecule: messenger RNA, 792 nt
Organism: Rodentolepis nana
Lineage: Eukaryota; Metazoa; Platyhelminthes; Cestoda; Cyclophyllidea; Hymenolepididae
Source: the annotation of a GenBank genome assembly